UUUGCUUAAGAUUGAUAAUCAUAAUCUUCGGUGGCUCGGGUGGCUUAAGUGAUUUCCAAACAAUCAAAGAGUUAUACAAAAAACUUAAUCAAUAAAACUUAAGCAAUAAGCGAUCAGCCAAUUACAAUCGAGAACAUAAGGCAGUAACAUAAGCAGUAGCAAAUCCAUAACGUUGAUUUCCUUACUACUUAAGUUUUGCUGUUUAAGUUUUUUUGUGUGUCCCGCCCUAAGUGUUUCAUUACAAAUGCUUUGAAAUGAUUGAUCAAUAAGAAUAAAGAAUUUUAUCAAUUGACCUAAUUAAAAAUACUUUGAAUAUUUGUAACUUUUGCCAAGUUUGAUCAAAAGUUUAUUUUCUGUUUCUACAUUAGAUUGUACUAAAACUUUCUAUCUCGUUUUUGUCAAAUUUCAAAUAUAUAUUUAUUUCAUUUUAAGUACAACGAAUUGUUUACUAUGUCAGGAAAAAGACAGAUUAUAGAAAAGAUUAUAAAUUGACUAGAACUUAGCUUACGUUUUCGAUAUUCUUCGAAAAUAUAUAGUUCGUGUCACAUAUACUAUAGAUUUUUGUACUGGCAGUGAAUAUUGGAACACAGCCUUAAUAUGCAUAGCACAGUAUAACCUCACUUUCAUAGUAAACAGUUUGCUUGGACUAAAAGGAUAAUAUAAAACUUUACUGUGUAAUAUACAUAAUUACAAUCAGUCUAGAAGCAACGAAGAAAAAAUCUCGAGAAUUCCAUGUUAUAUGCCCAAUUACUCGUUAGAGUAGAGAGCACUCAAUCAAAAAAAAUAAAUAAAUAAACAGUUUUUAUAUUAUUACAAUGAAAUGUUUUCAUAAUUUUAUUGGAAUAUAUAUCUUAUACAUAUGUUUAACUUAACUUUCUUUAUAUGAUCUUGAUUACUCAUAUAUGAGCUAAAUUCACUAUGAACUUAACAAACUUGGAUGCCUUUUUGGGGCGAUUUAAACGAGUUAGCAAAGUUACCAUUAAUUAUGCCACUUGUUUUAAUGUAUCACCAAAUGUUUUACCUUGUACGUCAAGUACUUUUAUAUGUAAUGGUUAUAAUACAACUUGCCUAAAUGUACAAGAUUUGACUGUAAACAAGCAGCAGUUUGUAUUGAAUAAUAUAAUUAAAUAUGAUAAUUCAAAAAUACAGAAUAAUUUUCCAUACAUAUCUCAUCCUCGACAUAUUUUCUAUAAAAGUUUAUACAAUGAAAUGAAAUAUCCUAGACAUAAAACUUGUCACACUGGUCUAUAUUAUAACAGUAUUCGAUAUCUUUCAAGUACUAGUAUCAAUUUCACUGAAGGUCAAAUUCCAAUGCAAUUUCAAAACAAUAUAUUCAAAGCGAUAUCAGAAAGCAUGCCAGUUAAAGUCACACAAGAUUCUUUACUAUGGCUACAUGAUUAUACAGGUUUACCAUGGUGGUUAAUUAUUGUACUCACUACUGUUAUAAUAAGAACAACAGUGACAUUACCAUUAUCUUUAUAUCAGUUAUAUAUAUUGGCAAAAUUGGAAAAUCUUAAACACGAAAUGGAUGAGAUAGUUAAAGAGAUGAAAAUAGAAAUAAAUUAUGGAACGCAUAAAUAUAAUUGGUCUAAAGAAUAUGCUAGACGUUUGUACAAUCACUCUAUGAAGAAACAAUGGAAUAAAUUAAUUGUUCGAGAAAACUGCCAUCCAGCUAAAGCUAGUUUAUUAGUAUUAGUGCAAGUACCAUUGUGGAUAUCAUUAUCAAUGUCUAUUCGAAAUUUAUGUUAUAUGUUACCUAAACAGGAUAUUGAUGCUUAUACUACUUAUCAGGAAUUUAAAACUGGUGGAUUUUUAUGGAUAACUGAUUUAACUAUACCGGAUUUUUUCAUCCUUCCAAUAGCAAUGGGAUUAUUCAACUUGACCAUUAUAGAAAUAAAUUAUAUGAAUAGGGUAGAAAAGCUAUCAAAAUGGCAGAAAUAUUUGAUUAAUUUCUUCAGAAUUGUUACAAUUGGAAUGAUUCCAAUUGCUAUGUCCGUACCCUCUUGUUUGAGCUUAUACUGGACAACUAGCAGUGCAUUUGGUCUUUUUCAAAAUUUAAUCUUAUUAUCUCCGAAAUUACAUCGUUUCACAAAAAUGCCUACAACUAUAUCUCAAUCACAUCCAUAUUUAGCGCUGCGUGACAAGAUAGCAAUUAGAUGUCGUUUUAAAAAAGGAGUGGAAAAUUCGCCGAAGAUAUAAACAUAAGUCACUUAUACAAAUAAGUCAUACAGGUUUUACAAAAU
Pogonomyrmex barbatus (red harvester ant) is the source of this 2243-nucleotide messenger RNA. Its product is annotated as cytochrome c oxidase assembly protein COX18, mitochondrial. Gene Ontology annotation, biological process: protein insertion into mitochondrial inner membrane from matrix; mitochondrial respiratory chain complex IV assembly. The record is from RefSeq and is a predicted model, not a curated record. NCBI's taxonomy places the organism in Eukaryota, Metazoa, Arthropoda, Insecta, Hymenoptera, Formicidae. Gene Ontology annotation, cellular component: mitochondrial inner membrane. Gene Ontology annotation, molecular function: membrane insertase activity.